This is a messenger RNA of Orycteropus afer afer, 639 nucleotides long. NCBI's taxonomy places the organism in Eukaryota, Metazoa, Chordata, Mammalia, Tubulidentata, Orycteropodidae. The record is from RefSeq and is a predicted model, not a curated record.
AUGUUCAGUGGAGCCAAGACAACCACAGCCAAGUGGUGGGGCCAGGCCCAGGUUGCCAUGGAUACUGUGUCCCUGGAGCAUCAGAUCCAGAGCGUGCAGCGCCACAUCAGCUUCCUGAAAAAAGAGCAGAUGGCCCUCCUGCGAGACCUGCACCUGGAGAUCCUGAGGCUGCAGAAACGCUGCUCAGAACUGACCCAUGACCUGGAGAUGAGAGAGGCCCAAUCUCACCAGCAAGAGGUGGCGUCCCGAGAGCUGGAGACCAAGUGCCGUGCGCUGGAGCUGCAACUAGCAGAACGGGCUGCAGCCAACGCCGAGCUGCGGCGGGAAGUGGCGCAGCGCGAGGCGCUCGUGUCCGCGCUGCGCUGCAGCCUGCGAGCGGAAGAGCGCCGCUUCCUGGAGGAGCUGCGCCGCCGCAGCCACCGCGCCACGGUGCUAGCGGCCGGUGCCCUGGACGACCCCGACCCCAUGCCCGACCCCGCACUCUUCCUCUACGCCCGGAGGCCCCCGCGGCCCAGCGGCCGCAGCCCGCGCCAGCCCCCUACCCAGGAGCCCCCGGACCUGGCCGACUUGCAGUCUCGGCCCAGCCCAAGCCCGCCCGCUGCGCUUAGCCCGCCCAGAGCGCCUGGGGAGGCGGAGUAA